AUGGUACCACUCGUUGUCCCCGUAGAGGGGCUCAUCCUACCUCCCGAUCCUACCACUUCAUCCGAGGACGAUGAGAUGAACCUCUCUCAGGUCAUACAAUUAGACUUGGAAAAUGGCAUGCUCUACGAUCUGAUGAAAGCAGCUCGCCAUGGAGUCCGAGGUCCACAGCUGUCAUUUGGAAAGUCCAUAUCACUUCACUACGGUAGCAAGACUCGAGCUCUUUCUUCGAGUCUGACCUCAUUUCCCUCUUACCUGUACACCAGUUCAGGCGAACAUACGCAAACAAUCAAUUACGCUGGUCAACUCAGUCAUCAGUUGGAACUACAGAAAGCGAAGAAGGAAAUUGCUGGUGCUGACGACGCCCUAGCCAAACUUCAAAGCUCCCUUGCAUCCGAGAAGGAAGCAAAACAAUCGCAUCAAAUCAAAUUUGUCCCGGAUUCCUCUAACCUACCUCCAGCAAAGAAGCAAACCGUGGCCAGCCUGAGGCAAGGCCACAGCAAGGGAGGCUCUCUAUCAUUUCUCAAGAAAAAUAAGGAAUCUAUCACUCGCUCAAUGCCUUCAAGCCCAGCAAUUGGGCCCUUUCGCCCACCUGUUUCUUCAAACCCGAUCCCGAAAUCCACCAUCCCUCUUUCAACCGGUCGUGCACCAAGGGCUCAAGCAAUACGCAAGUCUCUGAUUCAUCUCCUCGCGUCUUGUAGUCAUACGACCAAGAAGCUGGCUCAGCAGCUAUGUUGUAAGGAGGAAGACAUACUCCUUGGUCUCUCAAAAGUUGGUAAAGGCAUUGGUGAAGACCAGUGGGAUUUGAAAGACUCAAUAUUCAAAGAGCUAGAUGUUUGGAAGUUUCCAUACACGUCGAACGAAGAGCGCGAGUCGGCUAUUGAUCGUGCAGUCUCCGCUUUCGACCGAAUGCGUCUAUCCUCUCAAGACAUCCUUUUUCAGAAGUUACUCGCUAAAGAAGAACGUGGAAAAGGAAAAUCACUUUCAAGAUUGAAUCAUCUGAACAAGGGCCCGAUCCAACAUAGCAGCACACCCAGAAUCCAUGUUCACAAUUCUGACGAGCCCGGUAAGCGAUCAUCAGAAGGUGAGGAGGAUCGUAAGUCUCGGCCUCCUACACAGGGGAAGGAACCAUCAGGCCGCUCAAAAUCUCAUGAAGCAACCAAGAAGACGAAGGCUAGUGAGAAAGAAGCACAGUCCAAGCGCCUAUUGUCCAAGGGUCCUAAAAAGAUUGCCCCAUUAGAAAAGGACAAGGAGGGCCAUCCAGCCGGGAAGAAAGGAGUGAAGAAAGUAAAUACUCCUCUCUCUAGUGAGUUUGUGCAUGAUUCAGACGAAGAGGAUGGCCUUGAAGAGUCAAUAGUUAUGCAGAGUGAAGCGCCAAAUUCGGACGGCCUUGAAGUGAAGCCUGAAGAGGAUCGCAGGUCCCACGCUAAAUCGAAACUUAAAAGACCAGUCCCUUCGAGAUCCGACACGACUAUUAAACUGGAGGAAGCUGGCAAUACCCAGACCAAGAAAUCGUCGAGGGCCUCCACAUCAGGCCCCUCAAAUGGAACUACGAAGCCCAAGCCUCGCGAAGCAGUUUCAGAGCGAAGCAGUCCUAAUAAGUCAGCCGUCGAUCAACACAGAAUAGCCCAAAUGACCGCACAGAAAGCACCUACUAAGAAGCCUGAGGUUUCCAAGAGAUCAGCCCCUACCUCCAAGCCCAAACCUUCGGAUGAUAGUCAAGGUAGUGCGCCAUUGGAGGCAAAGGUAUCUCGAUCACGAAACACAAGCUCGCCUCACAAACCGUCACCACUGGCAUCAUCGCCACCCGCAAAUGCUUCUGAUAUGGACGAAAACGGCGAGUCCUCCGCGUCAUCAACGCCUCUUAUGGACAUGAAAGAUCGUGAUAGCCAAGAUAAAGCUGAAAAGUCUAGUGCUGCAUUUAAUGCGCCAGAGCGGGUAGUAAAGCGCAAGAUCUCUCAGUUGGAAAUCAGCUCUCAGGGUCGCAACAGCGGUUUACUCAACGGUCAUUCUGCCGACCUGCCUAAUGGCCGUGUUAAGCCGUCGAAGCGGCCAAGAACGAGUGAGCUCACUCCGCCCUCGUCUAAUAGUCCAAGUCCUCCCCCGGCAAUAUCAUCUAGAGCUUCUGUUCUCACAAAGGCCCAAGAUUUCAAAGACCGGUAUUAUCCCAAGUACACCAAGCUGUAUCACCAGUUGGAAACGGCGGACUCUCCCGAUCCGGACAAAGUCGCUGAGCUUUGGAAGAUGCACGAUCGUUUAGCAGCGAUAAAGGUAGAAAUCAAGGCUGAAUGGUUAGCUGAGGUCCGGCAUGCAAACUAA
Molecule: messenger RNA, 2316 nt
Organism: Bacidia gigantensis
Lineage: Eukaryota; Fungi; Ascomycota; Lecanoromycetes; Lecanorales; Ramalinaceae
Exons: 3
Coding region: 1-2316 (771 amino acids)
Source: RefSeq, a predicted model, not a curated record